AGCUGUCCGUGCUUUCGUUUGGCGGGGAGGAGUUCAAAUACAUUCUGUACAUUUUGACGCGUCAUUGCGACGUCAACAUUUUACCGGGUAAGACGGUCACGCUCGGGGUCUUGGCCUUUUUCUCCUCACCAGGAUGGGCGUAAGGCUGUCUGUAGAAGACGAGCUGGAGCAAACGUUGGAGGUGCUGUCAGCAGUCAGUGGUCCAUUCUGUUGCAAUUUGGUUGGGUUGGCGGUGAUUCCGAAUGAUGCGGAUGACAGCAGGCAGCUUGCAGAUGACAUCCUGCAGACACAAGAUGUUCCUCUGUGUGCGGCACAAAUUGGCACCGAGCUCCAGAAGCAGUUUGCCACACUGCCAGGGGGCCGCGGGCCUGAUGGCAGUCCCAUCAUCAUCUUCCCAGAAUUCCCAUCUUUCAGCGAGCUGGAGGAGGACGAGGUCCAAAAUGUCCUCGACUACCUCACCAGUGUCCCCAGCGUUGCCGCAUCAGGGGUAGGAUUCAUCCUGGUCAUCGACAGGCGGCUGGACCGAUGGGCCGCUGUCAGGGCUACCCUGCUCCGGAUUGCGGGCUCCUUUCCAGAGAAUGUAAAUGUAAACUUGGUCCUGGUGCUGCGUCCCACUACUUUGCUCCAGCGGGCACUGGCGGACUUCCUCUUCAAGUUCAACAAGGAUGAGUUCAAGAUGAAGGUGGUCAUGCUGAGUUCGGUGACCGAGCUCCAUGCCUACAUAGACCCAGGACAGCUGACCACAGAAUUGGAGGGCGCGCAGGAGUACUGCCAUGAAAGCUGGAUUUCACACCGCACUGCCAUUGAAGCGUUUGCUCUCAUGGUGAAGACAACAGCUCACACUCUGCAGGCCUUUGGCACCGAGCUUGCAGAGACAGAAUUACCCAACGACGCAGAGGCCACCACCAGUCUGCUACACUCCCACGCCCUAAAGAAGGACAAAAUGAAGGAGGACCUGCAGGUGGCGCUGUCUCAAGGAGGCCGCCUGUUGCAGUGCAUCAAUGAGCCUCUACAGACUGAGCCAGACUACAACAUGACCCACGACGAGCUGGAAAAUUUAGCCACUGUACAGCGACUCCUAGGUCAGCUGGAUGAGACUGAGACGGCAUUUGACGAUUUCUGGGAGCGCCACCGCACCAAACUGGAGCAGUGCCUGCAGCUUCGCCAUUUCGAGCGGCACUUCCGUGAAGUCCGCUCCCAGCUUGACGUGACAUCAGAGCGGCUAUGCGGUUUCUCGGAGGUCAGCGUGAGCCCCGCCCAUGCCGAGCACGUCCUCCGAGAGCUCAGCAGUCAGGAGGAGAAGGCCUGUGACGUUCUGGACUACGCCUUGUCGCUGGCCAGAGAAGGCGACGGGCUAAUCGAGAGCUCCCACUAUGCCGAGGACUCGAUUCGGCCCAAGUGCAGCGAGCUGAGAGGAGUGUGCGAAGAGAUCAGCUCCACUCUGAGGAACAAGAAAAGCUGCCUUUUAACAGCCAUGGAGCUCCACCAUGCUCUGGAGAAGGCUUCCCGUUGGUGCGAAGAGGGCAUCUUUUUGUUGGCGAGCCAGCCCGUGGACCGAUGUCAGUCUCAGGAUGGAGCGGAGGCAGCCCUGCAAGAACUGGAACGAUACCUGGACACUGCCCUGCUCCACACCCUUGUCGACUGCAGUGCCAUCUGCUGCCAGUAUGAGGCAGUGCUCACGCCUCAACUCAGGGACCAGGUCGAGAGAGUUUUCCAGAAGCAAAGCUCCGUCCAGGAGAUGUUUGAGAAGAGACGCAUCAGCCUGAAAAAACUUGCCGCCAAACAGACACGUCCAGUGCAGCCCGUGGCACCGAGACCGGAAGUCAAGUCCCCGCAGGCAUCUCCGAAUCAACAGAGGAAAGAGAGGAGGUACUCUGCAGAUAAUGCCCUCUGCAAAAAGGUGGAGUCUCCUGUACACAUUGGCGGCACCAGGCAUGCCUCCCUCUCAGAGGAGGAAGAAAACCUGGCUGUGCUGCGACGCCAUGUGAUGAAUGAACUGCUGGAGACGGAGAGAGCAUAUGUGGAGGAGCUUCUCUGUGUUUUGGAGGGCUAUGCCGCCGAGAUGGACAACCCCAUCAUGGCUCACCUCAUUCCCAGCACGCUGCUGAGCAAGAAGGACAUCCUCUUUGGGAAUAUGUCUGAAAUCUACCAGUUUCACAAAAGGAUAUUUCUGAAGGAACUGGAGGCAUACACCGACUGCCCUGAACUUGUGGGCCGCUGCUUUUUACAAAGAAUGACGGACCUGCAGAUCUACGAGGCGUACUGCCAAAAUAAACCUCGCUCUGAGAGCUUAUGGAGACAGUGCUCGGACUGUGCCUUCUUCCAGGAGUGUCAAAAGAAGCUGGAGCAUAAACUUGGAUUGGACUCCUACCUCCUCAAACCCGUCCAGAGAAUCACCAAGUACCAGCUGCUGUUGAAGGAGUUGAUCAAAUACAGCAAAGGUUGUGACGGCUGCAGCGACCUCCAGGAAGCUCUCUCCUCCAUUCUUGGCAUCCUAAAAGCAGUCAAUGACUCCAUGCACCUAAUCGCCAUUACAGGAUAUGAGGGGAACCUCUCGGAGCUGGGUCGCUUGCUGAUGCAGGGCUCCUUCAGCGUGUGGACCGAGCACAAGAAAGGCCAUGCGAAGGUGAAGGACUUGGCCAGGUUCAAGCCCAUGCAGAGGCACCUGUUCCUGCACCAGAAGGCCCUGCUCUUCUGUAAGAGGAGGGAGGAGAACGGCGAGGGAUACGAAAAAGCUCCAUCUUACAGCUUCAAACACUCGCUUAAUAUGAGCGCAGUGGGAAUUACAGAGAGCGCUAAAGGGGACAACAAGAAGUUUGAGAUUUGGUGUAAUUCAAGAGAGGAAGUCUUUAUCGUCCAGGCUCCAUCGCCUGAAAUCAAAACAUUGUGGGUGAAUGAAAUCCGCAAAGUUCUCACCCAACAGCUGAAAGCCUACAGAGACGCCAGCCAGCACAAGAGCGGUGACUCUCCAACCCACACCAGCAACAGCUCCAUCUCCCUCAGCCCUUUUUGGAGCAGCAGUCAAAGGAACCAGAAAAAGCAAGAGGAGAAGAAGGCGGAGGCUAGCCCCACGUCCGACACCAACUCUUCCCCCAGACACAAAGAUGAGACGCUGACGAGUCCCAACACGGACAGAUCCUCUGUGGCUAAAAAGCGAUUUACUUUGCAGGGCUUCAAGAGUCCAAAAGCCUUGAGCCCCGAGCACAGUGCCAAGCGCAACUUGGUCAAGAGUGACCCAACGCCGCUUGGGCUCCGAGGUUGGACCAAGACGUCUCUGUCGGUGGACGCCUCUGAGGAGAAUGAUGACUACUCCAGCGGAGAGGAGCCAUUGAACUCUGACCCCGAGGACGAUGGAGCGCAGAAGCUGGUUGCAGGCAAGUACACGGUGGUAGCAGACUGUGAGAAGGCGGGACCUCAGGAGCUGUCAGUCAAGAGUGGAGACGCGGUGCUGCUGAUCAGAGAGGGAGAGGAGGGGCAAUGGUUUGUGAAGAACCUUCGCAGCAACAAGGAGGGCUGGCUGGCACCAGCCAACUUACUGGGCCUCAUCUCCGAGUCCAAGUCAUCUCAGUCACUCAGCAGCUCAGAUGACAGCGUCUCUGGGAACAUCAGCACCUCGUCCAGCUGCAGCGAGACCUACACCAGCUAUUCCGACAUCAAACCCUGACCUGCGCGCCGCCGCACUUUGCUGCAUUUCAACCGGGGAAAACCAAAAGUGUCGCGGUGUCUUGUGUUUUUGAUACCACAGUCUUGUCUGUGUUUAACUAUGUAGCAUCGGCACGGACAGUUUAAGAAGGCCUGCGCUAGAUUUCCCGCGGCCCGCUGAUGUCAAAGUGAGUCACGACAAAGCCAGUGAAACGGCCAUGUUUGAUUCCCACUGUGAAAACUGCCAUCAAGUCUGCCACGAGAGAAAAUCCAUCGCUCUGGAGAUCAGCUCAGAGUUACAUAGUCCACUAAAGGCUACAAAAUUGCAUUAAUCUCCAACCUGACGGCCAGCUAGGCGUGUGUAAGGUAGGAGACGUGGACCUUGUUCCUUUGUCGGGCUCGCCUCUCUCAGCUGCUCUGGAUUAACUCCAGAGGAAACCUUGGGUUGGCAGGUGUGACGACAUUCCUGCCCCACUAGGACUAAAGUCUAUAGUGUGCCCGUCAAACACGUUCUCGGCCUAAACUAAACUUCACAUUGGUGGAGUGUCAUGAAGUGGAUUGUUUCCGCUCCUCCACUGAGAAAUGCAGUUAGCUUCAACUACUUCCCAUUAUCUGAGACUAUCCCCCCCCCCCCCCCACUCAUGACCACUGUUGCUUACCUAUCUCUGGCCUGGAUUCAGGGAACAAAAGCAGGCUUUGUCCCAGCCCAGCUCAGGCAUGCGAUAGUCGUCACUUCCAUCCAAGCAACCGGAAAUCCGACCUGCUCAGCUUGUUUGCACCUUCAGCGUCAGGCGGCUUUGUCUUUAUCAGAGUACAGCUGACGAGGUUUAAAUUGUACGGUUGAAGAUGACGACUCACUUGCAAGAACCACCCAGGAACCUUUUCAUCACCUCGUGUUAUAACCGUCCAUUUCCUAGUGAACUCACAAAGCAAUCUAUUGGCAGCCCCACCUGGCUCUUAUUUGUCCCUUUUUUUUUUUUUGUUUUUUUUAUUAAAAACCACUUAAAGCUAUUAUUGUUCCCUUGUCUUCACAAAAAGGUACAAACCAGCGGAUCUCAAAAACGAGGCUUUUCUUGCCGUGUCGGUCAGUGUAACACGGAAUUGUGUGUUGCUUUUUUGUACAAAUGUGUUCUCUGUGUUUACCUCACAUGUAUUCCUCCAUAAGAGCAUGCUAGUCAUGAAGAGGAUUGUUCUGUGUGUGUUUAUUGAAAGCUGACACGGGCACUCAAACUUGUCAGUGUUUGGAUCACAUUCACGCAAUUAUUUGUACUUUUUGAGGCUGGAGAAAUUGGUAAUAUAUUGUAGUUUAUUUUUUAUGCAGCACAUUGCAGCAACCACGGUCUUUAUUUUCCUACUGUAUAUCUGCUGAUUAUGGUAUUAAUAUAAAGGUGUUUAUCUGUGUACAUUUGUAAAUAUGUAAUUCUUUAUUGUAUGCAAAAUCAGAAGCAGCUUUAAUAAAGUCUGAGAUGAUU
Nerophis lumbriciformis (worm pipefish) is the source of this 5114-nucleotide messenger RNA. The record is from RefSeq and is a predicted model, not a curated record. NCBI's taxonomy places the organism in Eukaryota, Metazoa, Chordata, Actinopteri, Syngnathiformes, Syngnathidae.